AUGCGGAGCCUGGUGUGCUUGUUAGCCCUGGCUAGGUUUACUACACAGUCGCUAGGGCAGCAGCAGCAGCCGCUAUAUGCGACUGCCAAGCCCAAUGUCGUCUUCAUAUUAACCGAUGAUCAAGACGCGCAUCUCGGCUCCUUGGAUUACAUGCCUUAUGUUAAAAAACAUCUCCUAGACAAAGGAACACACUAUCGCAGCCAUUACUGUACAACCAGCGUCUGUUGCCCUUCGCGGGUGACCCUUUGGACGGGGAAACUGGCCCACAAUACAAACGUUACGGAUGUCAAUCCUCCGCAUGGUGGUUAUCCAAAGUUUAUUUCUCAAGGUCUCAAUGACAACUAUCUGCCUGUCUGGCUACAGGAAGCCGGGUACACUACCUACUACACUGGUAAACUGUUCAACGUCCACACGGUCGACAAUUAUAACGCCCCCUUCCCAGCUGGGUUUACCGGAAACGACUUCCUUCUCGAUCCAUUUACAUACGACUACCUCAACAGUACCUUCCAGCGAGACCGAGAACCACCCCAAAGCUACGAAGGCGAAUACAGCACCGACGUCCUCGCACAAAAAGCAUAUCGCCUACUUGACGAAGCAGUCGCGGCUCAAAAGCCCUUCUUUCUCACAGUCGCUCCCAUUGCACCGCACUGCAAUGUUUUCAUGAAUGGUACCGGCUUAGACGCCAACCCUAAAUUCAGCUUCAGCGCACCUAUUCCCGCGAAGCGACACGAGCACCUAUUCUCCGAUAUCAAAGUCCCCCGUACCCCCUCCUUCAACCCGGAAACUCCCUCUGGCGCCAACUGGAUAAAGACCCUCAAGCGACAAAACGAUACUAAUGUUGAAUACAACGAUCAUUUUUACCGCCAGCGUCUACGCGCCCUCCAGGCCGUUGAUGAACUAGUUGAUGGCUUAUUUACACGCUUGAAGGAAUAUGAUAUUCUCGACAACACAUAUGUAGUCUAUAGUAGCGAUAAUGGCUACCAUGUUGGUCAACACCGACUCCAGCCGGGCAAGUCGUGUGGAUAUGAGGAAGACAUAAAUGUUCCCUUGAUCGUCCGUGGUCCCAAUAUUGCCCAGAAUGUAUCUACGGAUAUUGUUACAACGCAUACGGACCUUGCUCCCACAUUCCUCGAUUUGUUAGGCAUCCCUCUCCGGGAGGAUUUCGAUGGCGACCCCAUCCCUUUGACAGAGAGCCAGAUCGAGGAGGCCCAUUAUGAGAGACAAGAGCAUGUCACAGUUGAAUAUUGGGGAUAUGCAGCGGGAGAGGGUAUAUAUGACUUUGACCUAUCUGCAUACAACAAUACAUACAAAGCUCUCCGCAUCAAAAGGAUUGGAUACAAUCUCUACUACUCUGUUUGGUGUAACAACGAGCAUGAACUUUACGAUAUGACUAGUGACCCUCAUCAACUCCACAACCUCCUUUCUACAAAUGGGCUUCCAAAUGUGACCUCUCACAUCAUCCUGAACUUUGAUCUUUCCAAAGUCGUUCAGCGACUUGACUCCCUUCUACUGGUGCUCAAGUCCUGCAAGGGCCAGGUAUGUGUCAAGCCAUGGGAUGCCUUACAUCCGCGCGGGGAGGUCACGACGUUAAGAGACGCACUGGAUGUGCGCUACGAUUAUUACUACGAGAUGGAACAGACAACGCGGGUCCAGUUCAACGAGUGUGCGCGCGGGUAUUUUCUGGAUGCGGAGGGCCCACAAUUUAGUCAAGGGACUGAGUAUGAGGUUCUUCGGGAUGGAUUGCCAUGGUAUGAGUGGGUUUAG
Molecule: messenger RNA, 1764 nt
Organism: Aspergillus tubingensis
Lineage: Eukaryota; Fungi; Ascomycota; Eurotiomycetes; Eurotiales; Aspergillaceae
Product: sulfatase family protein
Exons: 5
Coding region: 1-1764 (587 amino acids)
Biological process (GO): phenol-containing compound metabolic process
Molecular function (GO): arylsulfatase activity; glycosaminoglycan binding; N-acetylglucosamine-6-sulfatase activity
Source: RefSeq, a predicted model, not a curated record